Molecule: messenger RNA, 1977 nt
Organism: Striga asiatica
Lineage: Eukaryota; Viridiplantae; Streptophyta; Magnoliopsida; Lamiales; Orobanchaceae
Source: the annotation of a GenBank genome assembly
ACACGAAAGAAGUAAAUUNAAAAAAAAAAAAAAAAAAGAAGAAGAAAAAUGCUGCUUCUUCAUGCUCCGGUUUCUCAUAUUCUGCCAUUUAAAUCCUCUGCAGCCCAACCAAAAGGUCUCACAUAUGUGGCUGGAAAAUGUUUUAUUGAAUCUCUUGUUUCACUUUCGUCUCGAAAAAGUGUAUGGACUUCAUAUACAGUUCUUACAUGUUGCUCAAUUUCCCCGAAAGCUUCUUCGUCCCAAGUUGCAUAAUUGCAGCUGCUAAUUCGGAAGUAGCUAGUCCAACAGCUGAGAGCGAUGUCCUGAAAGCCUUGUCCCAGAUAAUUGAUCCCGAUUUUGGCACUGACAUUGUCUCAUGUGGAUUUGUGAAGGAUCUGAAUGUCAGCAAGGAUUUGGGAGAGGUUUCGUUCCGGUUGGAACUCACUACACCUGCAUGCCCAGUUAAAGACAUGUUUGAGCAGAAAGCUCAUGAAGUAGUUGCAGCAAUUCCCUGGGUUGAAAAGGUUAAGGUGACCAUGUCCGCCCAACCAGCAAGACCUGUGUUCUCUGGGCAACUUCCACCUGGUCUACAGACAAUAUCAAAUGUAGUGGCUGUUUCAAGUUGCAAGGGAGGCGUGGGAAAAUCCACUGUAGCUGUAAACCUUGCAUUUACUUUGGCUGGUAUGGGUGCGAGAGUUGGUAUCUUUGAUGCUGAUGUGUAUGGGCCUAGUUUGCCUACAAUGGUAUCCCCAGAAAAUCGGUUGCUUGAAAUGAACCCAGAGAAGAGAACCAUAAUCCCAACUGAAUAUAUGGGAGUUAAAAUCGUAUCUUUUGGGUUUGCUGGACAAGGCCGAGCUAUAAUGCGUGGACCAAUGGUUUCUGGUGUCAUCAAUCAACUGCUGACAACUACUGAAUGGGGCGAACUCGAUUACCUAGUCAUAGACAUGCCCCCUGGAACAGGCGAUAUCCAGCUUACAUUAUGCCAGGUUGUCCCAUUGAGUGCUGCUGUUGUUGUCACUACACCGCAGAAGUUAGCAUUCAUUGAUGUUGCAAAGGGAGUUCGCAUGUUCUCUAAGUUAAAGGUACCUUGUGUUGCAGUUGUUGAGAAUAUGUGCCACUUUGAUGCUGAUGGGAAACGCUACUAUCCAUUUGGCAGAGGUUCGGGCUCUCAGGUGGUCAAGGAGUUUGGAAUCCCCCAUCUAUUUGAGCUUCCUAUAAGACCAACUCUAUCAGCUUCUGGAGAUAGUGGAGUACCCGAAGUCGUGACUGACCCUCAAGGUGAUAUAGCGAAAACGUUUCAGGAUUUAGGCAUCUGUGUGGUUCAACAGUGCGCCAAAAUCCGCCAACAAGUGUCAACAGCAGUAGUAUACGAUAAACUUAUGAAGGCAAUUAGAGUAAAAGUACCUGAAUCAGAUGAAGAAUUUUUUCUGCACCCUGCAACUGUGAGACGAAAUGAUCGAUCUGCAGAAAGUGUGGAUGAAUGGACUGGUGAGCAGAAACUGCAGUACACGGACAUCCCAGAGGACAUUGAACCUGAAGAAAUUCGUGCUAUGGGGAAUUAUGCUGUAUCCAUAACAUGGCCUGAUGGAUUUAACCAGAUAGCUCCAUAUGAUCAACUCCAAAUGAUGGAGCGUCUAGUUGAUGUUCCUCAGCUUCUCCACCAAUAAAACUGCUGCAGAGAUGCUUGAAUGUCACGUUUGGUCGAUUUAUUUCAUACGUUCAUUAAACUUAAUAGUUUUGGAGAAUCUUUGUCUGUUUGAUUGGCGAUUCACCAAAAUUUUUGUCCGCUUCAUGAGCAGCACCAUAAGCUAAUGAAGCAUGUUGCACAAGCUGAUAGUUCUUUAUUGUAAUUUCCUUAAUCUUAACUUCAAUUAUUAUAUUGAUAGAUUUUCCAAAUUGUAUAUACAGGUUGUGUACAAUUUUCUGCAUAUAUGCUGUCCUAACAAAACAUGUUUAUGGCUGCAAUGAGAGUGGAAAUGGAAUGAACAUAGUAUUCUA